This is a messenger RNA of Acipenser ruthenus (sterlet), 2850 nucleotides long. RefSeq names its product heat shock cognate 71 kDa protein-like. The record is from RefSeq and is a predicted model, not a curated record. Gene Ontology annotation, molecular function: ATP-dependent protein folding chaperone; misfolded protein binding; ATP binding. The coding region runs from base 377 to 2314 and encodes 645 amino acids. Gene Ontology annotation, biological process: cellular response to unfolded protein; vesicle-mediated transport; protein refolding. Lineage: Eukaryota; Metazoa; Chordata; Actinopteri; Acipenseriformes; Acipenseridae. The transcript has 9 exons. Gene Ontology annotation, cellular component: nucleus; cytosol; cytoplasm.
CAGACGACCCCCCCCCCCCCCGGCCGCUCCAGUUCUGUGGUGAGGAGAGCUGUGUGUGUUUCAGAGUCUCCUGUCUCGUUUGCUCCAGUUCUGUGGUGAGGAGAGCUGUGUGUGUUUCCGAGUCUCCUGUCUCGAUUGCUCCAGUUCUGUGGUGAGGAGAGCUGUGCGGGUUUCAGAGUCUCCUGAAUCGUUUGCUCCAGUUCUGUGGUGAGGAGAGCUGUGCAGGUUUCAGAGUCUCCUGUCUCGAUUGCUCCAGUUCUGUGGUGAGGAGAGCUGUGCGGGUUUCAGAGUCUCCUGUCUCGAUUGCUCCAGUUCUGUGCCACACAGACACUUUGACGAAGCCAGACCCACCCUCUUUCUCCUGUUCCGCUGCAGCAUGUCUAAGGGGCCGGCCGUUGGUAUCGACCUGGGGACCACCUACUCCUGCGUGGGGAUCUUCCAGCACGGCAAAGUGGAGAUCAUCGCCAACGACCAGGGCAACCGGACCACGCCCAGCUACGUGGCGUUCACCGACACCGAGCGCCUGAUCGGAGACGCGGCCAAGAACCAGGUGGCGAUGAACCCGACCAACACCGUCUUCGAUGCAAAGCGGCUGAUUGGCCGGCGCUUCGAUGAGCCGGUGGUCCAGUCCGACAUGAAGCACUGGCCCUUCAAGGUGAUCAGCGACGCCGGCCGGCCCAAGAUGGAGGUGGAGUACAAGGGGGAGGUGAAGACCUUCUACCCAGAGGAGGUGUCCUCCAUGGUGCUCACCAAGAUGAAGGAGAUCUCCGAGGCGUACCUGGGGAAGUCCGUGUCCAACGCUGUCAUCACUGUGCCCGCCUACUUCAACGACUCCCAGCGGCAGGCCACCAAAGACGCGGGGACCAUCGCCGGGCUCAACGUGCUGCGCAUCAUCAACGAGCCGACCGCCGCUGCCAUCGCGUACGGGCUGGACAAGAAGGUGGGCAGCGAGCGGAACGUGCUGAUCUUCGACCUGGGCGGCGGCACCUUCGACGUGUCCAUCCUGACCAUCGAGGACGGGAUCUUCGAGGUGAAGUCCACGGCGGGCGACACGCACCUGGGCGGGGAGGACUUCGACAACCGCAUGGUCAGCCACUUCAUCACUGAGUUCAAGAGGAAGCACCAGAAGGACAUCGCGGGCAACAAGCGGGCCGUGCGGCGCCUGAGGACGGCCUGCGAGAGGGCCAAGCGCACCCUGUCCUCCAGCACGCAGGCCAGCCUCGAGAUCGACUCGCUCUACGAGGGAGCCGACUUCUACACCUCCGUCACGCGGGCGCGCUUCGAGGAGCUCAACGCGGACCUCUUCAGGGGCACCCUGGAGCCCGUGGAGAAGGCGCUCCGGGACGCCAAGAUGGACAAGGCUCAGAUCCACGAGAUCGUACUGGUCGGGGGCUCCACCCGCAUCCCCAAGAUCCAGAAACUCCUGCAGGACUUCUUCAACGGCCGGGAGCUGAACAAGAGCAUCAACCCGGACGAGGCGGUGGCGUACGGGGCAGCCGUGCAGGCUGCGAUCCUGGCGGGCGACAAGUCUGACAACGUGCAGGACCUGCUGCUGCUGGACGUCACGCCGCUGUCCCUGGGCAUCGAGACGGCCGGAGGAGUGAUGACCGUCCUGAUCAAGCGCAACACCACCAUCCCCACCAAGCAGACCCAGACCUUCACCACCUACUCAGACAACCAGCCUGGGGUGCUCAUCCAGGUGUUCGAGGGAGAGAGAGCGAUGACCAAGGACAACAACCUGCUGGGGAAGUUCGAGCUGACGGGGAUCCCCCCAGCCCCCCGCGGGGUCCCCCAGAUCGAGGUGACCUUUGACAUCGACGCCAACGGCAUCCUGAACGUGUUCGCGGUGGACAAGAGCACCGGCAAAGAGAACAAGAUCACCAUCACCAACGACAAGGGGCGUCUGAGUAAGGAAGACAUCGAGCGGAUGGUGCAGGAGGCGGAUCAGUACAGGGCGGAGGACGAGGUCCAGAGGGAGAAGGUGACGGCCAAGAACUCGCUGGAGUCGCUGGCCUUCCACAUGAAGAGCACGGUGGAGGACGAGAAGCUGCAGGGCAAGAUCAGCCCGGAGGACAAGCAGAGAAUCAUCGACAAGUGCAACGAGGUGAUCAGCUGGCUCGACAGGAACCAGAUGGCUGAGAAGGACGAGUACGACCACCAGCAGAAGGAGCUGGAGAAGCUGUGCAACCCCAUCAUCACCAAGCUGUACCAGGGAGGGGCUGCAGGGGGCGGCAUGCCUGGGGGGAUGCCAGGGGGCUUCCCUGGGGGGGCCGGGGGGUCCUCUUCAGGGCCCACCAUUGAGGAGGUGGACUAGAGUAAGAGCGAGAGAGACUGGUCCAGCGAUCCUCCGUCUGCUCCUCUAAGAGAGCGGCUGAGCUUUUAAAUGAUGAUUCACAGAGAGGCAGGAGAGAGGUCUCCUGAUGCACUGCGAGCGCCUCUCUUCCGAGCUGCAGUAAACAUGCAUUGCAGGCCUAGUCUUCCAGCACAUAGUAUCUUGCAUAUAGAUGAAACCAAAGAUCCCUCCAGACCCCCCUGUUUAGAAAACGCUUGAAGAUCUCUUGAUCCGCCCCUCCUGCUCUGCACUGGAUCCUCAGCUAAUGCACCGUCCUUACACUAUUGCACUACUAAAAAUACCUUUGUGGAUAUAACUUGUUGUAAUGCUAACUGGCUGCUUCCUAGUUCAUAUUGUAUUCUAGUAGCAUUAUUAUUUGCACUUGCUGUAAACUGCACUGUGUUUAAAUAUGAAUCUCGCAUUGUAACCCUGCGCUGCCCUGUGACACCUCUGUGAGUCGCCUGGGAUAAAGGCGUCUGCCUAAUAAAUAAAUAAUAAUAAUAAAAUAAAAAGAUAGA